Molecule: messenger RNA, 237 nt
Organism: Lottia gigantea (owl limpet)
Lineage: Eukaryota; Metazoa; Mollusca; Gastropoda; Lottiidae
Exons: 2
Biological process (GO): vitamin A import into cell
Cellular component (GO): plasma membrane
Molecular function (GO): signaling receptor activity; retinol transmembrane transporter activity
Source: RefSeq, a predicted model, not a curated record
UUCACCUACUUUAUGUUUUUCUACAAUAUAUUCCUGGGUUUAGUAUCCUGUUUAUUAAGAAUAGUCAAAGCUAUUGUUCUAGGAGCGCUAUUAUUAUCUAGAUUAGACAACAGUACAUUACCACAGAAAUUCCAGUUUUUUGAUCCAGGUUUCGCAGCUUAUGUUGGUUUUAUGCAUAUAGAAAACUCUCAUAAUCACCCGGUAGUGUUGGUGUUAGUAAGAAUACUUCUGGCCAGU